Messenger RNA from Propithecus coquereli (Coquerel's sifaka), 1544 nucleotides. RefSeq names its product ALG8, alpha-1,3-glucosyltransferase (gene ALG8). The transcript has 12 exons. The record is from RefSeq and is a predicted model, not a curated record. Gene Ontology annotation, molecular function: dolichyl pyrophosphate Glc1Man9GlcNAc2 alpha-1,3-glucosyltransferase activity. Gene Ontology annotation, cellular component: endoplasmic reticulum membrane. Gene Ontology annotation, biological process: protein N-linked glycosylation. The coding region runs from base 51 to 1526 and encodes 491 amino acids. Lineage: Eukaryota; Metazoa; Chordata; Mammalia; Primates; Indriidae.
GGGAUCCCGGAUAUGGAUCAAGUUGAUUGAAAGCGCGCGGUGCUGCUGCAAUGGCGGCGCUCAGAAUAGCGACGGGUACUGGCAAUUGGUUUUCGGCUUUGGCGCUCGGGGUGACUCUCCUCAAAUGCCUGCUCAUCCCCACCUACCAUUCCACAGACUUUGAAGUACACCGAAACUGGCUUGCUGUCACCCACAGUUUGCCGAUAUCACAGUGGUAUUAUGAGGCAACUUCAGAGUGGACCUUGGAUUACCCCCCUUUUUUCGCAUGGUUUGAGUAUGUCCUGUCACAUAUUGCCAAAUAUUUUGAUCAAGAGAUGCUGAAUAUCCAUAAUCUGAAUUACUGCAGCUCAAAGACCUUACUUUUCCAGAGAUUUUCUGUCAUCUUUACGGAUGUACUCUUUGUGUAUGCUGUCCAUGAUCCAGAUAUUCAUUUCCAGUAUAAUGGUUUUUUAUUUGGAUUAAUGCUACUCUCCAUUGCACGAUUAUUUCAGAAAAGGCAUAUGGAAGGAGCAUUUCUCUUUGCUGUUCUCCUACAUUUCAAGCACAUCUACCUCUACGUAGCACCAGCUUAUGGUGUAUAUCUGCUACGAUCUUACUGUUUCACUGCAAAUAAACCAGAUGGGUCUAUUCGAUGGAACAGUUUCAGCUUUGUUCGUGUUAUUUCCCUGGGACUGGUUGUUUUCCUAGUUUCUGCUGUUUCGCUGGGUCCUUUCCUAGCCUUGAAUCAACUGCCUCAAGUCUUUUCCCGACUCUUUCCUUUCAAGAGGGGCCUCUGCCAUGCAUACUGGGCUCCAAACUUCUGGGCUUUGUACAAUGCUUUGGACAAAGUACUGUCUGUCAUUGGUUUGAAAUUAAAACUUCUUGAUCCCAACAAGAUUCCCAAGGCUUCAAUGACGAGUGGUUUGGUUCAGCAGUUCCAACAUACAGUCCUUCCCUCAGUGACUCCCUUGGCAACCCUUAUCUGCACUCUGAUAGCCAUAUUGCCCUCUGUUUUCUGUCUUUGGUUUAAACCCCAAGGGCCCAGAGGCUUUCUCCGAUGUCUAAUUCUUUGUGCCUUGAGCUCCUUCAUGUUUGGGUGGCAUGUCCAUGAAAAAGCCAUUCUCCUAGCAAUUCUUCCAAUGAGCCUUUUGUCUGUGGGAAAAGCAGGAGAUGCUUCAGUUUUUCUGAUUCUGACCACAACAGGACAUUAUUCACUCUUCCCUCUGCUCUUCACUGCACCAGAACUUCCCAUUAAAAUCUUACUCAUGUUACUAUUCACCAUCUAUAGUAUUUCCUCACUGAAGACUCUGUUCAGAAAAGAAAAACAUCUUUUUAAUUGGAUGGAAACUUUCUACCUCCUUGGCCUGGGGCCUCUGGAAGUCUGCUGUGAAUUUGUAUUCCCUUUCACCUCCUGGAAGCUGAAGUACCCCUUCAUCCCUUUGUUACUGACCUCAGUGUAUUGUGCAGUGGGCAUCACAUAUGCUUGGUUCAAACUGUAUGUUUCAGUACUGACUGACCCUCCUGUUGGCAAGACAAAGAAGCAAUGAAUAAAGGAGCUGCUUGGA